Molecule: messenger RNA, 4818 nt
Organism: Erpetoichthys calabaricus (reedfish)
Lineage: Eukaryota; Metazoa; Chordata; Cladistia; Polypteriformes; Polypteridae
Product: NACHT, LRR and PYD domains-containing protein 12-like
Exons: 18
Coding region: 168-4409 (1413 amino acids)
Cellular component (GO): cytoplasm
Molecular function (GO): protein binding
Source: RefSeq, a predicted model, not a curated record
AGCCAGAGAGCUGACAUUGCUGGUGCAGUCUUGACAACACCUGCUGAAGUCAAGGUGCCUGCUGGUGCUUUACUGCCCCUUUGACCAUCUAAAAGUCAUCAGCGAUUUGGGGAAAAGGAUACCAAGUGCCACUUUGAUCAUAAAUCCAGCCAUCUUAGCAUCUUCAAAUGGGUCAAUACAGCUCUAAGUCCAAAGAGAAGGCUGGACUGGCAUACUUUAAAAGAAGACGACAAGAAGAAGAAAUUGCUGCCCUGACUGGUUUGAUAAAGAAGUUUUGUGAUACAAUUAAAACAUUUCAUCAUGAGGACCUCCUGAAAAUCACAGAGUAUUACAGACCCUACCUGGCCUAUGUGAUUGAAUAUGACAUCACAAGUAUACUGCAAAAUCUGGUUACCAAGAACAUGCUCACCAAUGAUGAGGCCAAGAGAUUCAAAGCUAAAGAAGAAUCUAAGGGGACAGAAGGUGUGGAGUCCUUUAUCAAUGGCAUAAUGAAGAUGGACAGAGUGAUACUGGAGGCCCUGUGGAAGGCACUGGCUGAAGAACUUGUGAGAUUUCCAUCACCAAACCUGCCACAAAUACUGAAGGAGGUGUCAGAUGGGGGACCAGACCUCUUAGUGAAGAUUCAUGCCAGUCUCCAGUGCCCUCCCAUUAAGGAUCACAUUAAAGGUCUCCAUGAGAAACACAGAGGUGGUGUGAAUGAAUCCACAAGAACUCUGGAGGAUCAGGUUUCUCCUGAAGAUUCACAAACCAUAGCUGUGGCAUUUGAGGCUCGGUAUACAGAGCUGAUAGUCAUUGGUCAAUACAUAAGAACCUAUAAUGAAAGGUACCAUGAACUUGAGAAAACAGGGAGGACUCAUGCAGAGCUGAUGGAGGAGCGAGCAAAGGAGAAAUGUGAACGCAUCUGGACUGAGCAGCUUUUUAGAAGGAGCCCAGGAAGUGAGUCUUCACCUAACUUUGUAGUGGUCAGUGGGGUUGCUGGAAUCGGGAAGACCACUAUGGUACAGAAGAUCAUGUUUGACUGGGCCAGAGGCACUCACUACCAGAGAUUUGCAUUUGUGUUCCUGUUUAAAUUCAGGGAGCUCAAUCUCCUAGACACAGAGACAGAGCCACAGCAGCCCCUGACCAGGCUGAUUGCAAGGCACUAUAAAUACCUCUAUGAUGACAGAUUAAAAGAAAUCCUGCAGAAACCUGAAUCUCUCCUCUUUGUACUCGAUGGGCUAGAUGAGUACAAACACAAACUGGACUUCACACAGAGGAAGCUCUGCUCAAACCCAGAUGACUACUUUCCUGUUCACAUCCUGAUCACCAGCCUGGUCAGAAGGACAUUAUUGAAGGGCUGUUCAGUUUUGAUCACAAGUAGACCAACAGCCCUGGAAGAACUGGACAUGGAGAGAGUUGAUCGUUUUGCAGAGAUCCUGGGCUUCUUCCCUGAACAAAGACUGAUGUACUUUAAGAAGUUCUUUGGUGACACUGAUCUGGGUUCUGAGGCUUUUAAAUACGUGGAGGAGAACGCCAUCCUGUACACCAUGUGUUUCAACCCCUCAUACUGCUGGAUUAUCUGUUCUGUAUUGAAGAAUCAUUUCAUGAAACCUGAAGAAGAGCAAGGAGCCACCCCCAGAACGGUCACUGAGCUCUUUGUUAUGUUCCUUCACAACAUUCUCACCAAUCACAGGAGAGAAACUGAGGAUCAGCGGGGGAUUCUGGUCAAACUGGGAAAGAUGGCUUAUUAUGGUGUGGACAACAGAAUUCUAGUAUUUUAUGACAAGAUGGAGAUGUCCACCUUUGGUCUCCAGCCAGCCUUGGCCUCUCCGUUCCUCUCAGGGUUCUUAAAAGAAAUCCUUCAGAGAGAAAGUACUCUGGAGCACACAACAUACACAUUCUACCACCUCACCCUGCAGGAGUUCAUGGCUGCCUGCUCCUUCUAUCUUGAUUCAUCAGGGAGUGUGAAGGAAGUCCUUGCUAAGCUGGACUCAUGUAAAGAUGGCCGGUUUGAGAUUUUUACAAAAUUUAUUGCAGGACUGGCCAGGUCCUCUGUGUUUGAAACACUGGGGGGAAUCCUGGGUGAAUUUGAGAGGAUGACGGCAAAAACAAUAUUGGAGUGGGUGAAGAAGAACGCUAGAAAGGCGCUACGGUGUGGAGAUAAAAGUGAAGCUCUGCGAGUGUGUCAUUGGCUCUUUGAAACUCAGAAUGAGAAAUUAAUCAGAGACGCCAUUGGGAAGGAUUUAAAGAUGGUCUUUAAUCACAUGAUUUUAUCUCCACUUGACUGUGCUGUGUUGGGCUCUGUCAUCAGCUGCUGUGGAGAACUUGAGACGCUUGACCUGUCAGGCACACGUCUCACUCCAGAGAGCAUGAGGAGACUGGCACCAGGGCUCAUCUGCUGCAAAAUUGUCAGCCUCAUCUCUUGUGGUCUCACCUCCAUAUGUUGCUCAGCUCUCUCCUCAAUCCUUUCUUCACACUCACGACUGAUUGAAUUGAACCUGAGCAGCAACAACAACAUGGAUAAUUCAGGAGUGGCACAAUUGUGUGAAGGGCUGAGGAGUGAAAACUGUAAAGUAGAGAAACUGAGCCUGCCUUUAUGUCGUCUCACCUCCACAAACUGCUCAGAUCUCUCCUCAGUCUUUUCUUCACCACAUUCACGACUGACUGAUAUUAAGCUGAGCGACAACGACAUGCAGGAUUCAGGAGUGGAUCAACUGUGUGAAGGGCUGAGGAGUGAAAACUGCAAAUUAGAAAAACUGUGCAUCAUAUCAUGUAGUAUCACCUCCAGAUGCUGCUCAGCUCUCUCCUUAGUUCUUUCUUCUCCACACUCACCACUGACUAAACUGGAGCUGGGUGGCAACAACUUGGAGGUUUCAGGAGUGAAUCAGCUGUGUGAGGGGCUGAGGAGUGAAAACUGCAAAUUAAAAACACUGAGCCUGUUUCAAUGUGGUCUCCCCUCCACUUGCUGCUCAGCUCUCGCCUCAGCUCUUUCUUCUCCACACUCACAACUGACCGAGCUGGACCUGCACAAAAACAACAUUGGGGAUUCAGGAGUGGAUCAGCUGUGUGAGGGGCUCAGGAGUAAAAACUGCAAAUUAGAGAAACUGAAUUUGUCCUUAUGUCCUCUCUCCUCAUCAUGUUGCUCAGCUCUCUCCUCAGUCCUUUCUUCCUCACACUCACGACUGACUGAAUUGAACCUGAGCGCAAACGACAGCAUAAAGGACUCAGGAGUGGAUCAGCUGUGUGAAGGGCUGAGGAGUGAAAACUGUAAAGUAGAGAAACUGAGCCUGUAUCAAUGUGAGCUCAAUUCCAGAUGUUGCUCAGCUCUCUCAUCAGUCGUUUCUUCUCCACACUCACGACUGACUGAAUUGAUCCUGGGCAAAAAUGAAAUUGGGGACUUAGGAUUGGAUCAGCUGUGUAAGGGAAUGAGUAGUGAAAACUGCAAAUUAGAGAAACUGAGGAUAUCUGGUUGUGGUCUCAGCUCCAAAUGUUGCUCAGCUCUCUCCUCAGCUCUUUCUUCUCCACACUCACAACUGACUGAACUGCAGCUGAGCAGCAACAACAUGGAGGAUUCAGGAGUGGAUCAGCUGUGUCAGGGGCUGAGGAGUGAAAACUGCAAAUUACAGACACUGAACCUGUCUCAUUGUCGUCUCACAUCCAGAUGUUGCUCAGCUCUCUCCUCAGCUCUUUCUUCUCCACACUCACAACUGACUGAAUUGAACCUGAGCAACAACAAUAUGAGGGAUUCAAGAGUGGAUCAGCUGUGUGAGGGGCUGAGGAGUGAAAACUGCAAAUUAGAGAAACUGACGCUGUCCUCAUGUCAUCUCCCCUCCACAUGCUGCUCAGCCCUCUCCUCAGCUCUUUCUUCUUCACACUCACAAUUGACUGAACUGGACCUGAGUGAUAACAACAUGGAGGAUUCAGGAGUGGAUCAGCUGUGUGAGGGACUGAGAAGUGAAAACUGCAAAUUAAAGAAACUGAGCCUGUCUUAUUGUGAUCUCAACUCUAGAUGUUGCUCAGAUCUCUCCUCAGCUCUUUCUUCUCCAAACUCACAACUGACUGAACUGAGCCUGAGCAGCAACAACGUGAAGGAUUCAGGAGUGACUCAGCUGUGUGAGGGGCUGAGGAGUGAUAACUGCAAAUUAGAGAAACUGAACUUGUCUGACUGUGGUCUCACCUCCAGGUGUUCCUCAUCUCUUUCCUCAGUCCUCUCUUCUCCACACUCACAGCUGACUGAUCUGGAGCUGGACAAUAACAAACUGAAAGACUUAGGAGCUUGUCAUCUGUGUGCAGGGCUGCUGAACCAAAACUGUAAAUUAAAGACACUGAGGCUGUCUCAUAAUAUGAUCAUAGAGAUUCAGAAGAACAACCUGCGGUCACUAGAGCAAGAGUUAAAGAGGACUGGACGGCAGGUGGAUAUCUACACAUGACAAGGCUGUAUAUGAUGAUCAGCUGUCUCCAGUGAUAACACAGCCUAAACCACUCCCUCUAACUUUUGUAUUCGCCUCUGCUCUCCUCCAGAUUUAAUAAACUCUCAAUAUCUUCUUCUCAGCCUGUGUUCUUCUCCUUUAAACUCACUUGUGUUUGUCUACCCUCUGACCUCACAAGUUCACAUCAGAGACCUCUGCAUUUCACCAGCUGGAGGACUACAGUAGGAAUUGCCUUCCAAAACAAGCUGGGGUCACAAGGCCCACUGAAGGGAGCAUGGGUGGAAAUGGGUGGAAAUUUGUAGGGUGAUGGAUGAUGAGACCUAUCUUGGCAUUGGGUAAAAACCAUGGACAAGGUAUCAGUCCAUAACAGGACAAGAAGAUGGUCAUCUGAGCAGAAACAUCACAAAAC